AUGUUAUUAACCACUGGUGUCAUUGCUGGCCUGGUUGCCCUUGGUGCAGCUUCACCUGCCCCUACCCCAGACGACAACCACGGUCGCUGGUCGAUCAGCUGCAGCGGAGCAAACAAGUGCGGAUACGUACAAAGCGGGCAUGGGAAGACUCAUGGCGAGGACCCUGUUGCAACAUUGGAGGGGCGCAGUACAGAUGAGCCCAUCGAACCGCCAUGCCAGGAUUGCAGCAGUGACGGCUUCAAGUCCUCACUAUGCUCUUCAUGCAAAGGUCUGAAGAACGAAGUCGGUGUGGCCAUCUACGGAUGCUACCUCCCUUUCACGAUGGACAAGAUGUGUGUCUCCACCCCGGGCUUUGACCCAGAAAUUCACAAUACGACUGGAGUCGCAGUCUCCCUGUUGCGUCGUGGUGACGUUCGGCCACAAUAUGGUCCUGAAGAGCCCAGUCCCAUGCCCAGUGGGCCAGAGCACGAAGUCGACGAACCUGCAUACGAACGCCCUCCCCAUAGCUCAGGAGACCAUUCCAAAGGACCACCCAAGCAGCCCUCAGAAAAUCCGUACGUAGCUCCUGGUACGGUUGCACCUGUCUACACCCCUCCAAAGCCAACACACGCAGUCGGUAAGCCUCCCGGAGGCGUACACCAUGGUGAAGGAAAAUCGGCUGGCCCUCCUGGCGCUUCUAAUCUGGCAUACAUGAAACCUUCUCAGACGAACAGUAAGCCUUCACAUCACCCUCAGUCCCCUGCACACAGUCUCCCAUCGUAUGGUCCUGGUUCAUCUUCUCAUGGCCCACCUGCUCAUGGCCCACCUUCUCAUGGUCCACCUGGCUAUGGACCUGAGAAGCCUACACCAGUUGUUGUGACCAACCCUGUCGUAUACGACAAGCCCACACCAGUAUAUGAGAAACCUUCAAAUCGACUUCUGUCUCCUGUUUAUGGUCCUCCCGCAGACCAACAUCCUCAUCGUGCAUACGAUAAGCCUUCUCGAGGACCACACGGAACGACAUCCGCCUACGCAACGCCGACAGCCGCUAUAGAGAAGCCAUCUUACGGGCCAAACAAGCCCUCUUCGUCUUUGAGCCAAUCGACGCCACUCUAUGCAAAGCCAGCAGGAGAUUUUGAGAAGCCAUCCGAUAAGGAACACACUAGGAAGCUCGAAGAGCAAUAUUCAUCUCCAGUGAAACCCAGCGGUGGCAGGCCCACGGGAAUCAAGGCCCAACAUGGGAUGCCUGUGCACGGCCAGCCCGCCAGCAAAGACGCAGUCUCCAAGAAGCCCAUCCCAUAUAUUGAGAUCGACGAGUCCGAAUGUAUCGACUGCCUUGAAGGAGAUGCUUGUUACGACGAAUGUGACUGGAUGUUCAACUGUGGUCAAAAGAAGAAGUGCUUCCACAACGGCGCCCGCGACAUUUUCGAGAUUUGCUACGAAAAGGGCCAAGAGUGCUCAGAUGAUAAGAAUGUGGGUUACGGCAAGCCAAAGGCUCAGAGUAAGAGCCAUGGCAAGCCCGAGGAUCAGAGCAAGAGCCACAACAAGCCUGAGGCCCAGAGCAAGAGCCACAACAAGCCUGAGGCCCAGAGCAAGAGCCAUGGCAAGCCCGAAAGUCAGAACAAGAGCUACGAAAAGCCAAAGGAUCAGGACAAGAGCUACGUGCAGCCUGCAACUGCGCCCGCGCAUGAAGCCACGGAGAAGGAGGGAGGGCAUGAGUAA
This is a messenger RNA of Plenodomus lingam JN3, 1701 nucleotides long. RefSeq lists its product as uncharacterized. The record is from RefSeq and is a predicted model, not a curated record. NCBI's taxonomy places the organism in Eukaryota, Fungi, Ascomycota, Dothideomycetes, Pleosporales, Leptosphaeriaceae.